AUGUCGUCCACUACCGUGGCCCUGUCUCCAGGCCUUACCACCUUUCUCAGGAAUCUAAAGGUCACCUCAAUUGAGUCGUCAAUCGAAACGCUGAUAUCGCUCCUUAAACGGCGACAGAUACGCCAGUCGCACUCAUGUGCGGUCGCAACAGCAUAUCUGCUCAUGCGAGUCGUUUCGACGUUUCGCAUAUGCGAGCCGGACAAACUCAUAGAGAGAGUGCAGCAAGUUGGCAGGCUGAUUGUAGCUGCACAGCCGCGAGAGAUGGUGGUUGGGAAUAUUGUCCGUCGUGUACUAGGUCUUAUCAGAGACGAGGCAGAGAAUGAACGGUUUCGAGGGCUGAGUUCACGACGACGACAGCAGCAGCAGCAGCAACAACAACAACAGCAGCCAACCGAUUCUGUGUCAGCAGAAAGUACUCGACCACAUACGCCACAAAAUACAGCCAGCAAUCAACCGAUGUCUACACGUCUAGAUAUACCCUCGUAUCAUGCAUCACACUCUCGGAGGCGAGGUGGGCCUCAUCACGAAUUAAAAGGACUAUCCCCCUUUGAAACCUAUGGACGACAUUCGUCUCGGCCGCCAUUGAUGACGCACCCGUCCUUCUCCGGAGUGAUGAGUACUUCAGUGAUAUCCAUGUUCAAUCUGCUUUCUGAGCCCGAGCCGGAGUCUCCCGGGCCUGUAUCACCAGUCGCGCCAACAGCCUCGCCAUCAUCUGAUGAACCGACAGGUAACAGCCCAAAGGACUUUAAGGCCGAAGUUAUCGACGGUAUAACUGAGAUUGUGGACGAGUUAAAUCAGGUGGAUGACCAAAUAGCGGCCUAUGCGCUUGAACAUAUCCACUCAAAUGAGAUAAUCCUUACCUACACUUCCUCCGUCACGGUCCAGAAAUUCCUUCUUAAAGCUGCUGCACGGCGCAAGUUCACUGUCAUCCACGUUGAAUCGUAUCCCAACAGCCACAAGGAUAGCCACGCUGCAGUAACGGGAACCCUAACGGGGGAUGAAGAGGGCCUGGCGACAGACUCUUUCCAGAAGCCCCUUAUCGCCCUAGGAAUCACAGUUAUCUUGAUCCCCGACUCUGCUGUGUUUGCCCUGAUGUCACGAGUGAACAAGGUCAUUCUGGGCACUCAUUCUGUCCUUGCUAACGGUGGUCUUGUCGCCGCAGCCGGAUCCCGCGUUGUUGCCAGUGCUGCCAAGGUUCAUAAAACUCCCGUGGUGGUGGUUAGCGGCAUAUACAAAUUAAGUCCUGUCUAUCCCUUUGACUACGAGGCCCUGAUAGAAUAUGGAGAUGCCAGUGCCGUCGCAGACUACAUGCAUAGCGAUGUCGUUGAAAAAGUCGACGUGAUGAACCCACUCUACGACUAUGUGCCGCCUGAGCUGGUUGACCUUUACAUCACUAACGUGUGA
Microsporum canis CBS 113480 is the source of this 1404-nucleotide messenger RNA. RefSeq names its product translation regulator GCD7. The transcript has 2 exons. Bases 1 to 1404 code for a protein of 467 amino acids. NCBI's taxonomy places the organism in Eukaryota, Fungi, Ascomycota, Eurotiomycetes, Onygenales, Arthrodermataceae. Gene Ontology annotation, cellular component: eukaryotic translation initiation factor 2B complex. Gene Ontology annotation, molecular function: guanyl-nucleotide exchange factor activity; translation initiation factor activity. Gene Ontology annotation, biological process: translational initiation. The record is from RefSeq and is a predicted model, not a curated record.